UGGAGUUCCAAAUAUGAAGCGGGGGAUGGAACCUUUUCUGGUUCUAAAUAGAACCAUUUCUUCUAAGAGUGUAGGUGUUUCUCAACAGCCAUUAUAUGUAGAAAAACACGAUCUGGAAGAGCUGUAAAAGAUAAGUGUAUUUUUUUUUAAUGAUUUGUUGGUGCCAGAUACGAGAUCAGUGAGAACAUGAGAGAUCCAGAACACUGCAGAAUAAAACACGCUGAAGAACAAAGAGACCUGAUUGAUGAAAAUGAUCAACUGAAUGAAGUGGAGGAGAAAAAUCAUCAUCAUCAUGUCAAAACCGGAGAAAGAACCGUUUUCAAGAAGACUUUCAGCUGCACUCAGUGUGGAAAGAGUUUAACCACCAAACACAUCCUGGAGGUCCACAUGAGGAUCCACACCGGAGAGAAGCCGUUCUCAUGCAGUCAGUGCGGGAAGAGAUUCACGUUCAAGCAAAAUCUCCGUGUCCACAUGAGAGUUCACACCGGAGAGAAGCUCUUCACGUGUGACUAUUGUGGAAAGACCUUCAAGUAUGAGGGAAACCUUAAGGACCACACGAGGAUCCACACCGGAGAGAGACCGUAUGCAUGCGCUCACUGCGGAAAGAGUUUCGCUGACAGAAAAACCUUUAAGAUCCACUCGAGGAUCCACACCGGAGAGCGGCCGUUCGCGUGCCCUCAGUGUGAAAAGAGUUUCACGCAGGCGAAAUAUCUUAAAUCACAUCUGCGUUCUCACUCUGGAGAGAGACUGUUCGGCUGCGAUCAGUGCGGAAAAUCUUUCUUUACGUCAUUAUCCCUGAAGAAACACCUGAAGGUCCAUUUACAGGAGAAGCCUCACUCGUGUUCUUCGUGUGGAAAGAGUUUCACAGAGCUCGGUUCUUUAAUAGUCCACCAGAAAAGACACGGCGGCUUGAAGAACCACAUAUGCAGCGAGUGCGGCAAGUCCUUCAUCACAAAUAGCGAACUAAACGUGCACCAGAAUACGCACACCGGAGCGAAAGCGUUCAAGUGUUCACACUGCGACAAGAGAUUCAACCAAUCAGGAAACCUGAAAACUCACGAGAGGAUCCACACCGGAGAGAAACCGUUCACAUGUGAUCAGUGUGGGAAGAGUUUCAGUCAGUUCGCUUCUCUGCUCCGGCAUGGAAACACUAUUAUCUGUAAUAAGAUGUAGGGUACAACGCACCGGGGGAAAAUUAAGGCUUCUCUAAUUGACCCUUCACAAGGAGUUUGAUUGACUGGUGAUUUGACCAAUCAUAAUCCGCCAUUUCGUCUUGCGGUGAUGACGUCACCACUUUCGCCGAGUCUUUUGAGGGCCGUUGGAUGGGGAGAAUGAAGUGGAGAAACAUCAAAGAAGAUCUCAGAAAUCUUUCACUUGCACUCAGUGUGGGAAGAGUUUCACAUACAAACAGAGUCUCAAUGUUCACAUGAGGAUCACAAAUAAUCUGAUCAGAUAUUCCUGCCGUGUGUGGUGUGUUAAGAUUGCUCUCGUCUGCUCGGAAGGACGCCGGCAAAAUCAACACAUCACACACAAACCGAUUUGACUCCCGACGAGCACACCCAGGUCAGGAAAAAUUUCGGAAGGGAAUGAUUCAGAUUUCUCAUGCAACAGCCACUAGAAGACAGGCGGGUUGCUCACGUCACGUCUACG
Molecule: messenger RNA, 1650 nt
Organism: Pimephales promelas (fathead minnow)
Lineage: Eukaryota; Metazoa; Chordata; Actinopteri; Cypriniformes; Leuciscidae
Source: RefSeq, a predicted model, not a curated record